This is a messenger RNA of Mycena indigotica, 1668 nucleotides long. RefSeq lists its product as uncharacterized. The record is from RefSeq and is a predicted model, not a curated record. The coding region runs from base 19 to 1668 and encodes 549 amino acids. The transcript is spliced from 3 exons. Lineage: Eukaryota; Fungi; Basidiomycota; Agaricomycetes; Agaricales; Mycenaceae.
CCUUUCAGCCUUUCACCUAUGCCACUUCAACUGCUCGACCUCCCCGGCGAGAUCCUUCUCAUAUGCCUCUCGUACCUGGAUCUCGCGGAUAUCGUCAUGUGUUUGCGGCUGCCCAACUUGGCGCUAACCAGGCUAAUCCUCGAGGCACCGGCGAUCCAGUUUCGCAUCGAGCAGAAGGCGUGCGCUGUGGAGGAGACUGUGUAUGGCGAGGCGAGGCCUCUCUUCGAGCGGAGGAAGGCGCUGAAGGAGCGCGAGAAGCGCUGGCGGGUGUUUGCACCGUGCCACCGUCAGGUGGUGAAGACGCGGCGGCGCGAGUGGUUACGGUACGAUGUGGGCGAGGACUGUUAUGCGCUGGCCUAUGGAUGCGACCAAGACCCGAUGCUAGGCGAUGACGUGAAGUAUAUGUUUCUCGACGUUAACGACAAAGAGCCGGUGUGGCUGCAGGCGGCACAAGUCACGGAGCCGGUGAUAGAUAUAUGCGUGGUAUCAGAGUGGGAUCUCUUGGUGGUGGUUACCUUCUCAGUGGAGACUGCCGGAAUGCGCGCAAUUGCCGCACAUCUGCGACAACUGUCGACUGGGGCAGUGCGAGAGGGAAUGGCGAAAACCAUUGACUUGGCUCAAGUGCCCCAACGUUAUGGCUUCCCGGACCUCCAGGUGGAGGUGGCGGGGUCUACGCUGGCCAUCGCCUGUUGCUUCGGGGGAGGCGAGAACGAUCAGGAUAUGCUGCACCUGAUUCACUGGCCGUCCGGCCGCGCAUUGGCGGACACGAUCCCGUGCUCGCUGACGGGAUUUUUGUUCGUCCACGACGCGCUCCUCCUCAUUCCGAACUCGCACACGCACUGUCUCGACGUGCUCGCCCUCAACGCCGGUCCAGAUGGCAAUGCUUGCGGCUGGAUGCUCCCCUUCCGCCUCCCAGCACUGCGCGCCGGCCACCGUAUCUUCUGGCACACUUUCGAGUGCCGUGGCCAGCCUAACCCACGCACCCACCUCGUUGACCUCCGCCCCACACCCGCCCAGACCCGCACCCCGUUCCGGCCCGAGCCGGAGCAGUCACGCAUCUUCCUCAUGUUCGACACCCUCACGGCUCCGACGGAUAGCGCCGAUGCAUAUGACACCGAGCUGAGGCAGACCGUCGUCGUCAUCGACCGCGCGCGGCUUCAGGAGUGCUUCCAGGAGGCAUAUCGGCAUCUGGAGCAAGGCGCGCCGCUUGUGGAGGUGCCUUUCGCGGACUGGGGUCUGCGCGCAUCCACGUGGCUGGACGCGGGGCCCCGCGGGCUGGGGCUCUCGGGCUAUGCGGUCACGGGGUGCGUCGGCACGCGGUUUGCGGCGCUCGGCGCGGGGGCGGAUCCGGCGGGCCCGAAGCACGUGCGGAUCCUGGAUUUCAACGAGACGGGCGUGGCACGCCUCAGCAAGCAGCUCGAGGCCGCGCGGUCGGACGUUCUCGAGGCCACCCACGCGACGAUUCGUGUGCAGCCGCCCGGCGCUGGCGUGGCCCAGGAACACAGUGUUUUCGCGGAGCCUCUUGGGGCAGCGCUCGGCUAUGUGGAUAUCACAUCGCGGGAGGCGGUCGACUGGAAGGGCGUGCAUCUGAGCAAUGCGUGUAUCUUGGGGGAGAAGGAUUCGGAUGUAGAUGAAGAGAAUGAGCUGCAUGUGCUGCACUUUGGUUGA